Messenger RNA from Fragaria vesca subsp. vesca, 1410 nucleotides. RefSeq names its product UPF0481 protein At3g47200-like. Lineage: Eukaryota; Viridiplantae; Streptophyta; Magnoliopsida; Rosales; Rosaceae. Bases 1 to 1410 code for a protein of 469 amino acids. The record is from RefSeq and is a predicted model, not a curated record. The transcript has 2 exons.
AUGGCUGCAAAUCAUAGAAGUGGUAAAGAUCAAACCGCUAUCGAUAUUGGCGAUGACUGCAAGAAAUGCAAGAAAUGCAUCUUCAGAGUUCCUAAGGUGCUCCGGAGACAAAAUAAAGAAGCAUAUACACCUGAUGUUGUUUCAGUUGGACCUUUUCACUAUCGAGUAAAGAGAGGGAAGGAGGAAGGAAAAGAAGACAAGGCAGUCCGAGAAAGCAAGGAAGGGGAGGAAGACUUCCAACUUAUGGAAGGAGUGAAACAGAGCUAUUUGAAUGAAAUUCUCGCAGGUAUGAAAAAUAUAAGUUUGGAAGACUUGACUGCGAAAGUUACUGAGCUCUCAGGUCAGAAGAAUGAAAGUACGUUUGAGGAACGAGCCCGCAAUGUCUAUGCAGAACCAUUUGAUCAUAUUUCUUCCCCAGACUUCAUCAAGAUGAUGAUAGUUGACGGUUGCUUCCUAGUUCAACUGUUUCGGAAGUGUAACGAUCCGAAACUCAGGGCCUUUGAUGACCCGAUAUUCAACAUGGAUUGCAUGUUUCAUUUCCUAUGCCAUGACCUUUUGCUUCUAGAGAAUCAACUACCUUGGUUUGUUAUCCACAGUUUGUAUAGACUUACCCUUGAUAUAUACCCUGGUCAUGAAGCCUCUCUCUCUAUUCUCAUCCUUAAAGCCUUCAGCAUACUACCAUCACUGAAGCAUAGUUGCUCAACCUAUACUACGCAUCUUAGUAAAACCAAGUGUCAUUGUGAUGAUGAUGUCCUGCACAUACUUGAUCUGGUAAGAGCUUCCAUAGUUAUUCCAUUAAGGACCAUAGAAGAGAGAGCGCUUAAAGCAGCUGGUAAAGAAGGUGUAUCCAACCCAGAAGAACAUCAAAUGCAUAGUGCAAGGGCCGAUCAAAAGAAGAUCAGUCCAGAAGGCAAGAGUGACAAUAAAGCCGAUCGUAAAGCUAUUUUUGACCCAGAUCACCAUCAAAUGCACACUGCGACCGCUCUCUCAAAGGCAGACAUUAAAUUCCAACCUGUUAUAAAGGAGAGCAUACUGGACAUCCGAUUCGAAGAAGGCGGAUUUUGCAGGAAUCGCAUUCUUAAGAUUCCACAGCUAAACGUUGGAAUGUCGUCGGAAACAUUAUUCAGGAACCUCAUUGCAGUCGAGCAAUGCUACCAUGGUUAUUCGAAUGAAAUUACAUCCUAUGCCAUCUUGAUGGAUAACCUUAUCUCUUCCAAGGAAGACAUGGAAUUACUUUGCAAGGAAAAAGUAAUAGGAAACUGGCUGAGUGAGGAAGAUGGUUGUAAGUUCUUCAGCAACCUAUACAAGGACAUCCCGCACAAUAAGUUCUAUUAUGCUGAUCUCUGCAUGCAGCAUAUGGAGUCAGACAAACAACAUUCGGACUUUCUUGCAGAAGUGACAGCUUACUAG